Messenger RNA from Daucus carota subsp. sativus, 2415 nucleotides. RefSeq lists its product as uncharacterized. Bases 1 to 2415 code for a protein of 804 amino acids. The transcript has a single exon. The record is from RefSeq and is a predicted model, not a curated record. NCBI's taxonomy places the organism in Eukaryota, Viridiplantae, Streptophyta, Magnoliopsida, Apiales, Apiaceae.
AUGACAAACCCAACCGGACCACGUUCUGAAAUCCAUGUUCCACGCAGCCGAACCACCACUGGAGUCUCGACUGAAUCAACCCCUGUAACUACCUCCCUCCCGCUCGGUACGACCAUUGCUCAAACUACCGCUCCCCUGACUUUUGGCUCGCUGCCCCCUCUGACUCGAGUAAUUGCAACCAUCACCGACGCCGGCACGCAUUACUCAACCAUCACGACAACCACUCGUGGAGGCACGGGUGAUGAUUAUGUGCACGUAACUGAUUACGACUCCCCGGAGUCGGAGCAAGAGCGUGAUACCCCCCCUCGGAGGAGGAGAGAUACCGAUCAUACUCGACACCGUCGACGCCGCCAUAGGCAGGAGGCUAAUGAGCCCCGAGGGGCAACAAACCAGGCCUACGAAGAUCGAAUCCGUGCUUAUGAGGAGGAGAUCGCCCGUUUAAAAAGGGAUCAGGCCAGAUUGCCGCCUCCGGAACCAAGAGAUGAAAACCCUCGUCAGACCGUCAUGAAUCAGAUUCACCUGUUACCAGCAGGCGAUCCCGAUAACCUCGUUCCCCCUUUUACGCAAGAAAUCAUGGGUGCAAGAAUUUCCCGGAAGUUCAAGCUCCCAACCAUUAAAGCUUACGAUGGCACGGGUGAUCCCGCUAAUCAUGUUCGGACCUUCAUGAACGCUCUUUUGCUCCAACCCGUCACGGAAGCAAUCAAGUGCCGUGCUUUUCCUCAAACCUUGAGCGGGAUGGCCCAGCAUUGGUACAGCCGCCUACCCCCUAAUUCUAUCUCUUGUUUCGCCGACUUGAGCAGGGCUUUCAUAGGGCAAUUCGUUGGAAGCAAAACGCAUGCUAAAAGCUCUGCCUCUCUAAUGAAUUUGCAUCAAGGUAAGAAUGAAUCACUCCGGGAGUAUAUGAAUCGUUUUACCAAAGAGGCCUUGAAGGUUCCGGACCUAGAUCAGAAGGUAGUCAUGAUUGCACUCCAGCAAGGAACCACUGAUGACAAUUUUCGCAGGUCUCUAGCCAAGAGGGCCCCUGAUAAUAUGAACGACUUACAAGAGAGAGCCGGGAAGUAUAUUAAGGCAGAAGAAAGCCUAAGGAAAUCCCAGAAUAACCAAGGGCCGAACGCUAAUUUUAAGAAACGUGGGAACGACGCCGAGUAUAACGUUGAGAACAAAUAUGCCAAAAAGGAUGAUGAUGAAAAGUCUCCUGCUAAAAGGAAGGUAGGACCAAGGUUCACCGAAUAUGCUAGGCUCAACGCCCCGAGGAGUCAAAUCCUACUGGAGAUCGAAAAGGAUGAGAGUGUUCGAUGGCCGAAGCCCAUAAGGACUGACCCAGAGAAACGAAAUAAAGAUUUGUAUUGUCGAUUUCACAAAGACACGGGGCAUAAGACUGAUGAUUGUCGACAGCUGAAAGACGAAAUCGAAUUCUUGAUCCGAAGAGGCAAGUUGUCCAAAUUCACCAAGGAUGGAGACAAGAAUUAUCGGGACAAUGAUAGCCGUGGAAGAGACAAUGAUGACAAGAGAACCCAGCCUCGAGGGCCUGUGAUUAACGUGAUCUCCGGAGGGCCUACAGCCGCCGGAACCUCAAGUAAUUCACGGAAGGCUUAUGCGAGGGAAGUAAUGAGUAUAGUUGGAGAACCCCCGAAGCGGGCAAAAAUUGACUAUGCAAUGGCAUUCGAUAACAUCGACCUCGAGAAGGUAAAAUUCCCCCAUGAUGACCCCUUAGUAAUUACACCAGUGAUUGGAAACUCGUCCGUAAAGAGAGUGCUCAUUGAUAAUGGAGCCUCGGUGGAUAUUUUGUUCUAUGAUGCCUAUGAAAAGAUGGGAUACUCCGAUACUCAACUGACACCCUCGGAUAUGCCUAUAUAUGGCUUCAACAAUGUGGAAACCAAGAUUGAAGGCAUGAUACAACUACCUGUAACUAUGGGUACCGAACCUAGACAAGCCACAUGCAUGAUAAACUUCUUGGUUGUUAAAGCUUCGUCGACCUAUAAUGCCAUCCUUGGAAGGACCGGAAUACACGCUUUUGAGGCAAUCCCGUCCACUUACCACAUGAAGAUUAAAUUCCCGACUAGGAACGGGAUUGGAGAAGAAUUAGGAGAUCAGAAAAUGGCCCGAAGCUGUUAUAUUGGGGCAUUAAGAUCUGGAGGAGCCGGGGGGCAAGUACUACCCAUAGAGGAUCUCGAUGUUCGAGAAGAGGAAGAAAGAAGAGGCAAGCCAGCUGAGGACCUGAUUCCAAUCCCAUUGUAUACUGAGGAACCCGAAAAGGUUACUUAUGUUGGAGCCCUACUUCAGGAAGAUUUGAAGCAAGAAAUAGUAAAAUUCUUGAGAAACAACCGUGAUGUUUUUGCUUGGACAGCGGCUGACAUGCCAGGUAUUGAUCCCUUAUUCAUGACCCAUAAGUUGAAUGUGAAUCCUGAUAGAUAA